AUGCAUGUUUUGUUUGCUCGGAAGACUAACACAUGGCUAGAGAUCGCAAGUCAAUUGCUCACUGAGGGCAGUCGGGUUGUUCGUCCACUUAACGAUUCUCAUGGCCAGGUUCGCCUAAUACCAUCUCAAACGCUGGAAGAACGCAGAACAGCAUUCAAUCAGGAGAAAAUUCCAGGUGGUACUCUGAAGAAAACGAGACGAACCAUAAAAAUGUUCUUCCGCGCUGCUGAUUCAUCUGGUCUGCGACUGCGUUCCGACAUUUGGAGCUAUGAGGAAGUAGUGCCAUGGCCUCAAUCCAUGGUUCCCUGUUUGCUUCUGCUCGGUGUGACUGGCGUCGGUCGUAGGAAUUUAAAAGUGCUGUUAGCUAGUUCAGAACCAAAACGGUUUGCCUACCCCCUUUCUGAUACCACUGACCCCACUGCGUCUACAUCACAGUUUCACAUCCUACCCAAGGCUCAAAUGGAAGCCGAUGUUCGCUCAGGUGCCUAUGUGGAAUGGGGUAAAGUCGGCGGUAACUAUUAUGGAAUUCGGUUCUCUGCUAUUCGUAAAAUCAUCGCUUCCGGGAGAACGGCCGUGUUGGAUUGUCAGCCACAAACUGUUCACCUACUUCACCAGCCGGAAUUCAACCCAUGCACGGUCUUUAUCGCAGCGCCCAAUUUUGAAGUUGCGAAACGGAUGAUGAAAGACGGUCUGGAGAACGGGGUGACGAAGAAUAACCGCUCUGAUGAAGAACUACGCUGUUUGAUUGAAGAAUCGCAGACGUUUGCCCGCGACCAUCGCCAUCUGUAUUUCCACAGCCUAACGAACUCCGACAUGCGUGAGACCGUGGCCAGACUGAGUCGUCUGAUCUCUCGCCUUGAACGACACCCAAGUUGGAUACCGUCCGGAUGGGCCUACGAACUGAGUGUACCUGGUGGACCAGUGGGCUCAAACCCUAAUCGCAUGCUUGUGGAUGAGCCGAUUGAGGUAGUAGACAAAUUUGUUAACCUGGGUAGCUGUACCAGUUCCGGUGGUCUCGCGAAAGAUGAUGUUUCUAUCGGGAUUUGGAAGGCCAGAGCAGCUUUUAUACAUCUGCCUCAUCUGUGGCCUCCGAACUUUGUGCCUGGUUCCAGCAGCCUAAGUGCCCUUGGCAUACCAACUCUUCCUCCGGCUCACUCAUCCACAAUCGCUCGAUCAGUUUUGUCCGGAAUAUCCGAAGCUUCAUCCGAAUCUGCCAACCGCUUGGCCCGUCCACCCAGUAUCUGCAGUGAAAGUGUGUUGAGUGAACGGCAGCCCGGCGGUUUGCGUUCCCCAUGCAAUCGACCUAACGCUGCUGCUAGCCCGAUAACGCCCAGACAGCGUUUGUACGAGCGAAGGCGGAAACCACAGCACGAUUUUCAACCCCUGUCACCUGCGAUCCCCGAGCAGGAUACGCCGUCCGAGUCAGGUGUCAGUCAUUCGGUGGUAGGAAAUCGUGUCAUUGAAACACGCCACCAUACAAAAAGAUCGCACUCCGAACAGCCCAGUGCACCAAAACGAUUUGGCGGAAGGGAAUCAGUUCCCUCCAUCGAUCAGAGAAAGCUCUCUUCUGAGUUCACCACACCAAGUGGUGUCAGACAGGCCUUUCCUCCUUCACCUUUCCUUUUCAACUUCGUCACUGAUACGAUCAUUGAGGACUCACUAUCAGCCUCUAAUGCCUGUGGGGUCGAAGGGCUCCAUGGGCCUCCGCUCACAGAUAUCGAGUACGCAGACGACAUAGCUCUUCUGGGAUCUGAUCCCGUUGUAAUGUAA
Molecule: messenger RNA, 1770 nt
Organism: Opisthorchis viverrini
Lineage: Eukaryota; Metazoa; Platyhelminthes; Trematoda; Opisthorchiida; Opisthorchiidae
Exons: 10
Coding region: 1-1770 (589 amino acids)
Cellular component (GO): plasma membrane; cell-cell junction
Source: RefSeq, a predicted model, not a curated record